Hevea brasiliensis (rubber tree) is the source of this 1210-nucleotide messenger RNA. Its product is annotated as isoaspartyl peptidase/L-asparaginase 1. NCBI's taxonomy places the organism in Eukaryota, Viridiplantae, Streptophyta, Magnoliopsida, Malpighiales, Euphorbiaceae. The record is from RefSeq and is a predicted model, not a curated record. The transcript is spliced from 4 exons. Gene Ontology annotation, molecular function: hydrolase activity. Bases 93 to 1061 code for a protein of 322 amino acids.
AGAAGUCUCCAGACUUUACGUUCCCUCCAACAGCCCAAGGGAAGUAGGAGAGCAGCGGGGAGAGUUUCCCAUAGGGAGACGGAGAGCGGAAAAUGGGUUGGGCGAUCGCACUACACGGAGGCGCGGGUGAUAUAUCACUUUCGAUGCCACCUGAACGACGUCUUCCUCGCGAGGCCGCUCUGCGCCACUGCCUCCGGAUCGGUGUUGACGCUCUCCAAACCCAAAAGCAUCCUCUCGAUGUUGUCGAACUCGUGGUCCGUGAAUUAGAAAACCAUCCCAACUUUAAUGCUGGUAAGGGAUCUGUCUUAACCACUGUGGGCACAGUCGAGAUGGAGGCUUGCAUUAUGGACGGGAAAAAAAAUUGUGGAGCUGUUUCUGGGCUCACCACUGUUGUCAAUCCUGUAUCAUUAGCACGAUUGGUCAUGGAAAAGACUCCUCACAUAUAUCUUGCUUUUGAAGGUGCUGAGUAUUUUGCAAGGGAACAGGGUGUUGAGACUGUUAAUUCGAGUCAUUUUGUGACUCCUGAAAAUGUUGAGAGGCUAAAACAGGCAAAAGAAGCUAACAGAGUGCAGAUUGAUUAUACACAACCCAUUCAAAAAGAUGGGAAAACUGAAAAUCCAAUUGCUGAUGGUGAUGGAGAUAGCCAAAUUGGAACUGUCGGAUGUGUGGCUGUUGACGGGAAUGGGAACUUGGCUGCUGCAACUUCUACUGGUGGAUUGGUAAACAAAAUGGUGGGUAGGAUUGGGGACACACCCAUAAUAGGUGCAGGGACAUAUGCCAACAGUCUCUGUGCAGUUUCUGCAACAGGCAAAGGAGAAUCAAUCAUUCGCGGUACUGUAGCUAGGGAUGUGGCUGCUCUUAUGGAGUUCAAAGGUCUUUCUCUCCGGGAAGCAGCAGCUUAUGUGGUUGAGGAGUGUGUUCCAAAAGGCAAGGUUGGGUUGGUAGCUGUGUCUGCUAGUGGAGAAGUUACCAUGCCCUUUAAUACAACUGGCAUGUUUCGUGCUUGUGCUACCGAAGAUGGGUAUUCUGAAAUUGCAAUAUGGCCUUCUGUGCAAGAAUGAGUAGUAUUAGUAAACUACAUUUGCUUAAGUCUUUUAAAAUUCUGGAAUUUGCUUAAAAAUGUGUAAUGAAUAAUGUUGAGUGCUUUCAGACUACUCGCUCCUGUAAUGCUUGAAAAUAAGAGCUUAAUUGUUCACGUGUUUUUAUGAUA